This is a messenger RNA of Brenthis ino (lesser marbled fritillary), 204 nucleotides long. The record is from the annotation of a GenBank genome assembly. Lineage: Eukaryota; Metazoa; Arthropoda; Insecta; Lepidoptera; Nymphalidae.
AUGACUCUAGCGAGCUUAGGGGGGGGAUGCUGGGGGGGGCGGCGCGGGCGGUGGGCGGCGUCGGGCGGUGACGUCAGACGGGGGGGCGCGCGGCCGCGGGAUUGGUGGAGCUGCGCGCGCCGCUACCGAAUAUGGGACCGUGGCUCCAUUGAUAAAAGUGCGACGCGGGGUCGCGCGGCGCCAGUCCCUUUCGCACCGGCCGCG